ACAUUCCUGUCGGCUACCACGAUUAAUUUUUAUCAUACACCAACUAUCGAAAGGCAAGAGGCAUGAUUGCAUGAAUGACUAACAGUUUUUCGUUUGCACUUUACUGUCUUUACUAAUUUGUUGGUUGGAAUUUGGAUAACGUGCGUUAUAAUUAAAUUGUUUGUUAAAUAUUUACUAAACAAGUAAACAACUUUAAUAUUUAAUAUUUCGUCUAGUGUUUUAUAAAUAUGAGUAAUCAAGAGAAUCAACUGUCAGACAUGUUAGAAGUUUACAUAUGUACAAAAUUGUCAGAACCGGAAAUUAACACGAGGAGGUACAGAAAAGGUAUGACGAUUCAUGAUCUUAAAAACAAAUUGGAAAUGAUCACUGGGCGAUCAGCUGGUACGAUGAUACUUUCGGCUUACGAUAAAGAUAAGUUAGUAGCCAAACUGGAUGAUGACGAUUCACAGUUGGGAUCAUAUCCUGUUGAAAACAACAUGUUUCUACUGGUCGAUGAUCCAGCAUAUGACACAUCUGAUCAGGAUGAUAUUGAUGGUUACAAAAUGACCGAGGAAGAAUAUAAUGCCAAACAAGAAACAUUGAAAAGCUUUUUAAAGAAUAACAAGUUAGGAAAAUAUAAUCCAGAAUAUCUGAAACAACGAGAACAAGAAGAAUUGGAAAAAGAACAACAAGAGAAUAUUGAAAAAGAACAAAUUGACAAAAUGGAAAUUGGACAGAGGUGUUGUAUAAGACUACCAAACAAACCUGUUCAACAUGGCACAGUCAUGUACAAAGGGCGUUUAGAUGACAAAGCUGGUUAUUGGGUUGGAGUUAAGUAUGAUGAACCAUAUGGCAAGCAUGACGGUUCUUUAAAUGGAAAGCAGUAUUUUGAAACACUCCCUAAGUAUGGAUCUUUUGUUACUCCUUCGGCAGUCGAAAUUGGUGAUUUUCCAGUUCUCGACGAUGAACUUUAAACAUUCCUUAUAUCUUGGUAUACACUAUUAUUGUUCUCAUUAUUUAGCUAACAUCAAUGAAUUAGUUUUAAUACUUUUUUUAUACACUUUAUUUUUUUCUAUUAAUACUGUUUAACAACAUUAGAGGUGAUUUAGAUUCAUAUUUUUUUUUAAAUCUUAAUCACUUAUAACUUUUUUAAGAAAUGUCCAUUAAUAUUUCUAGUAUUGCUUGUGAUAAAUAAAUAAUAUUUAAUUUAA
Molecule: messenger RNA, 1190 nt
Organism: Myzus persicae (green peach aphid)
Lineage: Eukaryota; Metazoa; Arthropoda; Insecta; Hemiptera; Aphididae
Gene: TBCB
Product: tubulin-folding cofactor B
Exons: 2
Coding region: 228-953 (241 amino acids)
Biological process (GO): cytoplasmic microtubule organization; post-chaperonin tubulin folding pathway; tubulin complex assembly
Cellular component (GO): cytoplasm; microtubule plus-end; nucleus
Molecular function (GO): alpha-tubulin binding; microtubule plus-end binding
Source: RefSeq, a predicted model, not a curated record